CCCAGAGGCAAGUGCUCACUAGCGCCACGGAUACGAUCUAGGCAUUGACGCUGAUUUUUCAGAAGCUUAAUAUUUUACUUAAAUGUACCUACUCUAAUCAAACUGUAGAGUGUAAAACAAUAAAUGGUUCUCGUGCAAAAAUCAUUAUGAUUGCUCUAUUUGUUAAUUAGUGUCUGUGUUAAUAAAGGACUGAAUUGUAAACAUCAAUGUGUAAACAUGAGUUUUUCAAUAGAUGAAGUGAAUUUUCUCGUGUACCGAUACUUACAGGAAUCUGGUUUUCAUCAUUCGGCGUAUACAUUUGGUAUAGAGUCUCACAUUUCUCAAAGUAACAUAAACGGAGCUCUGGUACCACCAGCCGCUUUAUUGAAUAUAUUGCAAAAAGGUCUUCAAUACACUGAGGCCGAAAUAACUAUUGGAGAAGACGGCACAGAAACUCGUCUCACAGAAAGCCUUAGUUUAAUUGAUGCGGUCACGCCUGAUAUUGUUGCUGCUCGACAAAAUGCUCACAAUGCACAAAAACAAGCUAAUAAAGAACCAGGCUCGGGAGGGGAACAAAAUGGUGUUGAUGCGAUCAAUCUCCAGGGAACUACAUGUACUGCAGCUACAACAACAGGUGGGGCUGCUACUCCAAGUGCUCCCGAGAAUAUGGAUGUAGAUCAGUCAAUUGAAAUACCUGCUAGUAAAGCAACAGUGCUUAGAGGACAUGAAUCCGAAGUAUUUAUAUGUGCAUGGAAUCCCAGCACAGAUCUUUUGGCUAGUGGUUCAGGAGACAGUACAGCUAGGAUAUGGGACAUGUCAGAUAAUCCUGCCACUACUCCUAACCAGCUGGUUUUAAGGCAUUGUAUUCAAAAAGGAGGUGCUGAAGUGCCCAGUAACAAGGAUGUAACAUCAUUGGACUGGAAUUGUGAUGGUAAUCUUUUAGCAACUGGAUCAUACGAUGGUUAUGCUCGCAUUUGGACAACAGAUGGCACAUUAGCUUCCACUCUAGGUCAACAUAAGGGCCCAAUUUUUGCUCUCAAAUGGAACAAACGUGGAAAUUAUAUUUUGAGUGCUGGGGUUGACAAGACAACAAUCAUAUGGGACGCAGCAUCAGGGCAAUGUACACAGCAGUUUUCUUUCCAUGCUGCACCAGCACUGGAUGUUGAUUGGCAAACAAAUACUGCAUUUGCAUCAUGCUCUACAGAUCAAUGUAUUCAUGUCUGCAGACUUCAUGUAGAUAAACCUAUAAAGAGCUUCCAAGGCCACACAAAUGAAGUAAAUGCCAUUAAAUGGGACCCACAAGGACAAUUACUUGCUUCUUGUUCAGAUGAUAUGACCCUUAAAAUAUGGUCAAUGAAACAAGACACAUGUGUACAUGAUUUGAAAGCUCACUCUAAGGAAAUAUAUACUAUAAAGUGGUCUCCAACUGGACCAGGUACACAAAAUCCAAACAUGAAUUUAAUACUUGCUAGUGCAUCUUUUGAUUCAACUGUACGCUUAUGGGAUGUUGAAAGAGGAGUUUGUAUUCACACACUUACAAAACACACAGAGCCUGUCUACAGUGUUGCAUUUUCUCCCGAUGGAAAGUUUUUAGCCAGUGGCUCAUUUGACAAGUGUGUACACAUAUGGUCAACUCAAACAGGAGGCUUAGUUCAUUCUUAUAAAGGAACAGGAGGAAUUUUCGAGGUGUGUUGGAAUUCUAGGGGAACUAAAGUAGGAGCAAGUGCUAGUGAUGGAAGUGUAUUUGUCUUAGAUUUACGCAAGUUAUAAAAUAUAUGUAAUUUUAUUUCUUAUAACAAUCAUAGUGACAAAACAACUGAUAAUGUACUAUUUGUCAUUAACUUUUAUUUAAUAAAAAUUGUUUCUAGAUGAAAUAAUUUUUAAUAGCAAUAUAAUAAACUAUGGGAAAUG
This is a messenger RNA of Nymphalis io (European peacock), 1890 nucleotides long. RefSeq names its product F-box-like/WD repeat-containing protein TBL1X (gene ebi). Gene Ontology annotation, biological process: regulation of transcription by RNA polymerase II. Gene Ontology annotation, molecular function: protein binding; transcription corepressor activity. Gene Ontology annotation, cellular component: histone deacetylase complex. The record is from RefSeq and is a predicted model, not a curated record. The coding region runs from base 217 to 1749 and encodes 510 amino acids. Lineage: Eukaryota; Metazoa; Arthropoda; Insecta; Lepidoptera; Nymphalidae. The transcript is spliced from 8 exons.